Rhopilema esculentum is the source of this 7426-nucleotide messenger RNA. RefSeq lists its product as uncharacterized. Gene Ontology annotation, molecular function: phosphatidylinositol-4-phosphate binding. NCBI's taxonomy places the organism in Eukaryota, Metazoa, Cnidaria, Scyphozoa, Rhizostomeae, Rhizostomatidae. The record is from RefSeq and is a predicted model, not a curated record.
AAAAAUAAAUUAUUAUUUUAAGCCUCGAUGUAGGCAAAUUAAGAUUAAAUGUACCUAUUUGACAUGAAUGAUAAAGUUUCAAUUAAGCUUAAAUUUUCAAUCUAAAUUUGGAGCGAUAAUGUGCAAAUUUGAUGACGUAGUAGGACUACGUCAUCAAAGGGUUUGCAGCAUGAUGAAUUGGUGCGAUUGUGCUUGAAUUGUUGGGCAAAUUUUAGAUAAAGCUUUGUCAGAAAAAUUGCAACAGACGGUGCAAACCUACUUUUUGAAUCAAGACUAUCUCAUGCAUAUAUCUAGCUAACAUAGAAGCUAGACUGAAAUUGAAUAUUGUACACUUGAAGUGUAAAUAAUAAAUGGUCAAUGUCAUACUUCAAAGACAGAGUAAUAAUAAGAUGUGAGCCUAAUUGAAAUUCAAUCGUUCCCUGCCUGCCGCUAAAUCUCUUGCUCAAUUUUUUGGCUUGAUAGGCCCAUUUAUGGAUGAUUCCUAUUACUUGAAUCAAUCUGAGUAGUUUUAGGUGUUUUGUCUCGUUUUCACCGCUGCUGAAGGGGCACUACAAUAACCAACUUAAUCGGGCCAUGGCAACAGAAUGGUUGCCAAAGAGACUAUGUUGACGAACUGAGGUGACGUAUACUACACGCACCUGCGUACAGUCAGCCUAACUUGCCAAAGGAUUUGAUCUCAUAACUAUGAACUGUUAGCUGUAUACUUUUUUAAAACAAAAGUGAAAUACAACUAGUAAACAAAUUUAAUUCCUUUGCCUGUGCGACAUAGUGAAACUCUAAUUUUACCAUCAGGUACGCACUUAAUGCAACACUUCUUUUAUAAUGUGAUUUAAAGAUAGCAAGACUGUUGAGCCUUCGCUCCCAGUUUAAUCCGUCUGUUGGCACCUGCCACUUCACGUAAUGAUUCCAAAUUCCACAAUAUGAAAAAUUAUUCAAUGAGAUAAAAAGUGAACUUUUCUUUUGUUGUCUGUCAUAGUAAGAAUUUCGAUGCCAUCCGCGCUUUCACCAUAUGCUGUUGGUUUAAUGCAAACUUAACAAACACACAAUACUACCACUUGAUCAAUAUAGCGGAAAGUCUAUUACAGAAAUCGAUGUUAGCGUUCUUAAUUGGAUGGCGUUAGUUUACUUUUCGUGCCUAUUGACAAUUAAGUUGGAUGGUGAUUGUAGGGUAUUACUAAUACAGACAGAAUUAAGCAAGAUAAUUUGGUUUAGAGAAGUGGUAAUUCACGGCUGUAAUGACGCAAUUAUUGGUUUGUGGUUUAAGAAAAUACUUGCAAUUGCGUUAAAUACUGUGUUCUAGCGGGAAAAGCGAAUGGUAUACAUUGAAACUGUAAAAUUAAAUUACGACAUUGGAUUCAUGCAAUAAAACCAGCAGCAAUGAAAUUAAAUUCUGUGCAUUCAAGUCAUGCGCUCUGAAAUCCAGAUUAAAGUUGCAUACUUCAAAGUGAGAGUUUUACAUCUAUUAUUAAAGGAACAUUUCAUUGAGGUUGCUUAGGCUUGGAAUUAAUUAACAAAGAAAGAAGUAACGCGAAAGCGCCAGCUGAUGAAUUCAACUAGACAUUGGAAACGAGAUAAGCUAUCGACGAAUACCUGCAUUAUGUUUGAAUUAUUGACGCAACUGGGAAUCUGUAGAAACCUAUUCUGAUCUGAUCACAAUCGAACAACCUGCUUUUCCUCGAGUUAAGCGACAAUCUGCAAAGCAAUCUCGUACGGUUCAAAGCUGCAUAGUUCUACAAUACUACAAAGUUGAAGAAGCAAAGACCUCAAGGAAACUGCACUUCGUAGCCGUUGGGAUUUCGAAGUUUCUGCAAUGUCACACACAGACCCAAAGAGUCUGGCGAACCUCUACCAACCACUGGAUGAGGUCGCGUCCGGAUUCUCUCGAACAAUCCACGAGCUUUGCUCCUCAAGAUGGUUCUGUUUUGAAGAUUUCAAACAGCAUGAAAUUCUAUUGUCCGAAGCCUAUGUACUUCUUUGGCAGAACUCAGAAACAGGCGAUAUUGAUGGCCGCAAGGUUGGAUUGCCACUCAAAGUCGGGGCAUAUGCCGCAGUCUUUUUAGACCUAAUAAUAUCUAGGAAAAUCGAAGUAUAUUACCAGCACGACGAAAAGGAGUCAAGGGUUAGAGUGAUAGAUGACACGGCCACGGGCACCUUUCUCGACGAUGCAUUGUUUGAUGACCUUCGUUUGAAACAUCAUCGAGUUAUUCGACUUUCAAAGUGGUUAGAGAAGGCGGAGGAGUCGGCUUGUGUGGAAAUUAUUCUCAGUAGUUUAAUUCUGAGAGGUAUUCUGAAAAAAGAGAAAAUAGGAUUUCCAGGUCUUAGAUUUUUUAGGCGAUUUCCAACGACCAACCCAGAGCCAGAAAAAGAUCUAAUUGCACAGAUACGCUCGCUUAAUGUUGACGAGGAUGGCAAAGUAGAUUCUUAUAUUGUUUCCUUGCUAGCGAUAUGCCGUGAAGCAGAUAAUGUGUUUCUGAUUUCUGAUCCUAUCCUAAAGAAAUAUUUUAAUUCUGUAGAAUAUCCGGAGCUAAAGAAAAAGAUUGAUAGAAUCAUAAUAGAUCUGCUGCGAAGAGGUAGACCCAGAAGCUGGUACAGGCCGAAAAGUAGAAACCUUACUAUAGGAAGUUCCCCUGCAGCUUCACCUAGAUUCACACCGAGGAUCUCGCGACGAAGCUCGUCAAUGCACGAAGCACUAUCUAAAACUAAAUCCAGUGACACAUGAGGUACGGGUAUAUUACAAGCAUACAAUGGAAAUGGAACCAGAACUUUUAUAGUCUUUGCCUUUUGAUAAAGGUGAGAGUCGGGAAAAAUGCCGAACGCUUGAGAUUUUUAAUAAUCAACUCUAUGAAGUCGUAUUUAUUUAAAAAUAAGUGAUGUCUUAUCUUGUAUUUAUGUAUUGUAUUACCCACUUUAUUUAAAGGAUGAUGAUUCCUAAUGAUGGAAUAUUUGUCUAUUCGAGGGCAUGUAGAUUUCUGCAUGUGUUGGAAUCAAUCUCUAUUCAUCGAAACAUUAUUUUGCUAGGAAAAGAUCGUCGCAUCGGCAUUCGGUUCGAAGUCUUCGUUUGGUAUUGCAGUAACGGUUCGAAGUCUUCCUCUUUACACAUUCUAUUCUGAUUGCCGAUCCAGGAUGGGAAUCUUUCUGAAUCUUUAUGAACAUUUUCUAAUGAUUUUUAAAAGAAAAAUCAUUUCCUUCCGUAAAACAAAAAAAUUAUUUUAAAAAAAUACAAUUUAGUAAGAGAUUCUACAAGUAAUUGAUGUAAUUUAAUUCCUGAAUGGAAAGUAAAGACUUUGAAUACGAGAAUCUUGUCCCAGACCGUAAGAAGUUGCAUUGGUUGAUUAAAAUCAAAUCGGGCGUCGUCUUCAAAUUUUACGAUGCAAAGCUUUGCAAGAUCUAUGAAAUUAAAAACCUUUUUAGGAACACUUUUAGACUGCUUUAUCAAAACUAAAAGUCAUUUGAAAAAACCCCGUCAUCCAAGUAUUCGCUUCCGACGAGUUCAGAACGAUUGAUUUAAAAGCCAAAAAGUAGAAAUAAACGAGUAGCAAAAAGAACAAUUUCGGCCACUCUAAGGUAUACACUUGUCUUACAUAAAAAUCUUUUACAUCAGAAUGGACUAUUUUAACAAAAAGAUUCCGGCCAAGUGAUACAAAGGGGGACGACAUAAGAAUGCAGAUGCCGGUUUGCGGUGCCCACAGAUAAUAUGAAGUUUCAUUAAACUUUGAUUGUCACCAUAUACGCUACUUGAAAGCACAGUUCAUGCUUUUGAGCUCCUGUUUCAAGACAUUGUGCAGGAAACUUCAAGAGCUUCAGGGACUGGCAAAGAACAGAGGAGAACAAGUUUUCAAGGAAUUUAUCAGAAAUUUAAAAAUGAAGUAACAACAAAAUUUAGCUUUCAGAGUCAAAGUUUUGAAAAGAUCAAUUUAACGAUGCAUCUUUAAACAUAUAAUUUUGGAAAGUAGUUCAAAAGCUUCAAAGGAAGCACAAAGAUAGCAGAAUUGGGUUCACAAAGAGAUGGUGAUCAAAACAUGGUUGUUGAUUAUUAUAACAAAGGAAGCCUAAAUGAAUUGAUAAUUUGUACUAGUACCAGCAGGAGGAUCGCACUAACAUUUUUAGGGUCCCCGGACCAAGCAUAGAUGGGGCCUCCCUAUCAACAAAUGUGAAAGUCCGAGAAUUUUUUUGUAGAAAACUGAGAUCAAAGGAAUUUUAUGAGUUGUUGCAAAGUUGGUCGAAAGCUGUUUUCUUUGCCUCUUUAUCUACCAAAAAUUCAACUAAUGAAUCAAACAAAUACGUUUAUUUUUAGUAUAUGAAAAAUUAGAAUUUUUUGCUAAAUCUUUUAUCAUUUAGUAUGCCUCCUUAAUCAUAACCAAACGUCUAGAUUCACUUGCUUCCCAUGAUUGUCGCCGAAGAGUGAAAAAAAAAUUUAAAAUGAGAGACUCCAUUCGUUGGUAAUGCAUUCUUUGAAGCAACUUAACCUUAGUACUGUAAAUAUUGAGGCCCUAUAAGGCGGGGAGAGGGAAUGACAUUAUUUUUUAUUUCAUGAUGAUAUCUUGCCAUUAUUUCAUUUUUCAAAAUUACCAAAGGAAAAUAUGUUAAAAUUGUCAAAUGUUCCAUUUCUGCUCCCAAAAUAUAAAUUUUUUAAUAGGUGUCAGACAUACGAGUCUUCAAAACCAACCUUUGCAUUGAAAAAUGUUGAAAAUGUAUAUAUGUUGAAGUGUUGAAAUAGCAAAAUUGUUCCAUACUUGGGUAAAAAUAGGGAAGUCGUUCUCUUUGGAACUGUUGUGAUAAUUUGGUACUUUUGAGAGGAAUCUAAAGACACCUGAAGGGUGCAGCCUGGAGGGGCCCACAGACAUGCCCAGAAGACGCACUGUGCUAGAAGAAUUUUUGAAUUUUGAAUAAAGGGCAUCUUCUUUGGCUCUGCUAACCGCCUAGAGCCCUAAUAACCAGUAAAUUCAGUUGUUCGAUCGAGUCUUUAUCCUAUAGUCAUACUGUUAGUAUUCAUGUACAAUCCUAGGUUCAAUAGAUGGUAAGAAAUAAUGCAAAAGAAAAUUCAUGCGAAGUUCAAACUAAAUGAAAUCAACUCUUACAAAGUUCUCAAGAAGAAAUCAUUAUAAAUAGCAGAGAUUGACUAUAUGCUUCUAGAUAGUAGGCUUCUUUUUCAAGGGAUACUCGUUGUGUUGGAAACCCUUCAGAUAUAAUUCAGAUAUGAUGAAUAUAUAUCUGACAUUCCAAUCCAAGGCUAAACUUCAAUUCAAACUGCUAACAUAAGGGACAACGGUUCUUCGCGAACUCCAAUACCUACUACAAGAUCCCAAAAUACGUAACGAAUAACGAGGUACAGCGCAGUCUUUCUCAAGCGCUGCCUGUCCUAAAUAGAAACUGGGCUGCAAGAGCUUUCGCAAGCUUCUUGGGCGAAACGGUUUGCUUCCUUCUAAUGUUUAGUCUUACAUGUCUGAUCUCCAUUAAUCUCUCUCCGAACCUUCCUAAAUCUAAUUACUAGCAUAAAAUGUUACUAAGAAUAGACUACGAGAUAAUUAUAAAACUUAGAAGCAGCUGAAUACGCAAUUUGAUGUGAUCCUAAUGAAGGAUAAUCCUGCAACAAUAGAAUAGAAUGCUGUGUUAUGCUGCAUGUGCUGUGUCGCAAAGACGGAACAUUCAAGACCCAAGCAGGCACGUAAAUAAUAGGAUGCUCGGGGGUGUGACGCCCCCUAAAAGUUUGAUAAAACCAAUUUCAGUUGAAAAACUUAACAGAUUACUUGGAUUUUUUUCUUAAGACCAAAUUUAUAUGUUAGUCUUCACCUCCUUAUCAUAAGUUGCUAUGAUAAAGCUGCUGAGAAGCCAGAAGACAUUACAGAAGCUGCAGCAGAAUUAUUUGAUCAAAUAAGAGUGUUUCAUCUUGCGAAUGGGGAAUAUGCACAUGCACUUGCUCUCGAAUCACCCAUUUCAUUUGUAAAAAACGAAAAGAAAUUUGGCCCCCUAAAAAUUGUUUGAAAUUUCCUUCGAUCAAAAACAAAGAUGAACGACUCAAUUCCUUGAUGCUUUCAUAUCGUUAAAGAAAUAUUAUAGAUAAAAUUUAUAUGCAGCAAAUUAGCUUUAACAAAGGCAAAGCAGAAAAAGAAGAAUCACUCCUAACUGACUUGAAAGAAUAUCAUUUUUUAUCCUUAAACAUGUAUAGUACUGGUUAUACUUCAGUAUUCGUGGUUAUACUGGUUAUACUGGUUAAAGGUCGAAAGGAAAAUUACUAAAGUAAAGUUGGAACUUUCAUCCUUCUACGCUCCCCCCAAAAAUUAGGGAGUUGUUUUCUUCCCUGGAUACAAGAGGGAUUUUCUAAAAUCUACAUUAGUAACAAAACAUUUUGUCAGAUAAUUUUUGGCGGAUAAACUUUGUCGAAACAAAUUUCGGACAAUUUUUCAGAAUUUCGCCAGGACAAAAUUUCGUCGCUUUUAAAGAAAUGCUUUUAAAAAGUUUCUACUCUAUAUCUCUAAGGCAUGGAAGUUUAUAAAGGGAGCAUAAUUAAAGUUUUUAGUGUGAAUGUAAGCACAAAAAGAAAAUGAUUCGGAAAGAUCUCAAAAAGAAAAGGUUGAUCUCGAAAUUGUGCUUCCUGUAGAGUUCAGAAUUUGGUUGAAAAGUGCAAAUACCUUGAACUAAUGAAAGAAAUAGUACAGUUGAGGUAAAAAGACAGAGAUGGAAUCCUUUGAAACCGGCGACGAAACACUAGUUAGAACAGUAGUAUAGCCAGGGUGGUAAGAUUUAGGGGGGGGGAGGGGUUGGGCAAAGGCGAGUUGAGCAGAAAACAUUCAGCAAGUCAACCAAAGGAGGUGGCGUCCGCCUCUCGGUACGCCACUGAGUUGGAGCUAUUUUUAUUGAAAGAUGGUGAAAAGGAAAGUUAAUCCAAGAACCGACAAUGAUUUAGAUGAUGAUGAUGAUGAUGAUGAUGAUACCUACGAUAAAUAUAAUUAUGAAGAUUAUGUAAAUGAGGAAUGACGAGAGUUGCAAGGAAUAGUUCAAAAGGACACAUAAAUUUGGCAUUUUGACGCAAUUGAUUUUGUUUAUCAAAGAGUAUGGUCUCGUUAAUCAAUCAUCGCUUCGAUUUUCGAGUAACUGAGGGUACUUUCUUUGAUUUUAUAGAAGUCAAGUUUUUAGUAAUGAGAUACCCUCAAAUAGUUCAGCACGUUGAUCUUUCUGACAGGACCCUCGAGAGGCUUCGGAGACCUUGCAGUAAAACAGAAAGAUGAGGCUCCCUGCGAGCGGAGCGAGCAGAAAUUUUUUGCGACCUCGCCUUUUAAAUUGUCUUAAAAUGCGUUUCAGAAUAUUUUUUGCAGUCAUCUCUUGAAAUCAAUUUAAAUAUUUGCUUAUGGACUAGGGCAGUCUUUUCAUGAAUGGAUGUUAAGUACCAACAGGGAAACACCAAGAAAAAAACUAAAAAAACAGACGC